Onychomys torridus (southern grasshopper mouse) is the source of this 1692-nucleotide messenger RNA. It is a transcript of the gene Ssbp4, whose product is annotated as single stranded DNA binding protein 4. Lineage: Eukaryota; Metazoa; Chordata; Mammalia; Rodentia; Cricetidae. Gene Ontology annotation, molecular function: protein binding; single-stranded DNA binding. Gene Ontology annotation, biological process: positive regulation of transcription by RNA polymerase II. Gene Ontology annotation, cellular component: nucleus. The record is from RefSeq and is a predicted model, not a curated record. The coding region runs from base 146 to 1390 and encodes 414 amino acids. The transcript has 16 exons.
CGCGCGGCGGCGGCGGCGCGCUUCCCGGAACAGCCCGCGGAGGGCAGCGCUGCUCGAACCCACCCGCGGCCGCAGCUCCCGCCGGACGGCUGCGGGGCCCGGGGCGCGGGCAGCGAUGGCCACGCGCGCCUGACAGGUGCGGAGCAUGUACGGCAAAGCGGGCAAGGGCUGCGCGCCCUCGGACGGCCAGGCGCGCGAGAAGCUCGCACUGUAUGUAUAUGAAUACCUGCUGCAUGUGGGGGCGCAGAAGUCGGCACAGACCUUCCUGUCCGAGAUCCGCUGGGAGAAGAACAUCACAUUGGGCGAGCCCCCUGGUUUCCUGCACUCCUGGUGGUGUGUCUUCUGGGACCUUUAUUGCGCAGCCCCAGACCGAAGAGAGGCCUGUGAGCACUCCAGUGAGGCCAAAGUCUUCCAGGACUAUAGUGCGGCAGCCCCCAACCCUGUGAUGGGCGCCAUGGCCCCUAAUGACGCAAUGGGGGCCGGUCCUAUGGCGCCAGGCUUCUUUCAGCCCUUUAUGUCAGCACGGUUCCCAGGGGGUGCCCGGCCCUCCCUAAGGAUACCAGGCCAGCCUCCCGUGGGCCUCCCUGGCUCCCAGCCCCUCAUCCCCGGUGCCAUGGACCCCUCCCCACGCACACAGGGGCACCCCAGCCUGGGAGGCCCGAUGCAGAGGGUGACACCUCCGAGGAGCAUGGCCAGUGUUGGGCCCCAGGGCUAUGGAGCUGGCAUGCGGCCCCCACCCAAUUCCCUUGCCACCAGCCAGGUCCUGCCAUCCAUGAACAUGGGUCCGGGGGUGCGUGGCCCGUGGGCCAGUCCCAGCGGUAACUCGAUUCCCUACGCUUCCUCAUCUCCUGGCAGCUACACGGGACCCGCAGGAGGGGGCGGAGCCCCCGGAACACCCAUCAUGCCCAGCCCUGGAGACUCCACCAACUCCAGCGAGAAUAUGUAUACCAUCAUGAACCCCAUCGGGCCGGGCGCCGGCAGGGCUAACGUGAGUGGGGGCCGGUGCGCCUCACCCGACGGGGACCCCGCGGGGGGCGGCCGGCCCGAGCCCCACGCUGCCCUGUGCCCGCAGUUCCCGCUCGGCCCCGGCCCCGAGGGCCCAAUGGCCUCUAUGAGCGCGAUGGAGCCGCACCACGUGAACGGAUCCCUGGGCUCGGGCGAUAUGGACGGGCUGCCGAAGAACUCCCCCGGCGCCGUGGGCGGCCUGAGCAACGCCCCGGGGACCCCGCGCGACGACAGCGAGAUGGCGGCCGCCGGGACCUUCCUGCAUCCGUUCCCGAGCGAAAGCGUAAGCGCCUGCGUCGACUCCCCACCCGCGGCCGCGGCGGGCCGGAGGGGCCUGGCGGGCAGACCCCGGCGGGGCGGCCGCGGGGCCAGAGCAAGACCGUGACCGCGGCGGGCCAGUACUCCCCCGGCAUGACCAUGAGCGUGUGAUAGCCCUGGCCUGAGCCCAGUGUCCUGCUGGCGAGGUCUCGGGUCACGCCCCUGCUACCCGGACUGGAUGGCCAGCAGGGCCCCCACGAAGGACUUUCUCAUUUUCUAAACACACAGACACACACACAGACACAGACACACACACAGACGCGCGCAAGGACCUCAGAGAAGUGCGGGCCUUCGGACCUAUGUGCUGUCACAGGGCUUGGGGGCUGAGGGGGACUGCCAAUAAACACAUUUGGUUUUGUCUUUUUGGUA